CGAAUAUCCUUUCUCACUUUCAAUUUUCAUAGAUCUCGGAGUAAGAUAGAAGUGACGCACCCGUGGUUGCCUCUGUAUCUCCAGCAUUGUGGUCAUUCUCGUGCAUUUUUUUCCUCUUUCUGGAACUGGAUUUUUGGACCGCGGUGGACGCGUGGAUGAUACACCGGGGCGAGAACUGGAGAUGGAGUUGCUCGUGAUCAGCCUCUCCUUAUGGAUCCUGCAGUGCCGCUUGGCUCGUGCGGACUCCAUUAUCCACAUCGGUGCUAUUUUUGAACAGAACUCCAUACGGGACGAUGAGGUUUUUCAGCUCGCCAUUUCAGACCUGAGUUUGAAUGACGACAUCCUCCAGAGUGAGAGGAUUACCCAUUCCAUCAAACUAAUCGAGCCCAACAACCCCUUCCAGGCGGUACAGGAAGCCUGUGAGCUCAUGAAUCAGGGGAUCUUGGCUUUGGUGUCAUCUACAGGCUGUGCUGCAGCCAAUGCUCUGCAGUCUCUCACAGAUGCCAUGCACAUUCCUCACCUGUUCAUUCAGAGGAACGGAGAUGGCACACCCCGUGCCGAGUGCCAGCUCAAUUCCAGCCCUGACGGAGAGCGCUACACACUGGCCGCGCGCCCUCCGGUGCGUCUCAAUGAGGUCAUGAUCACACUCGUCUCUGAGCUGCACUGGCACAAGUUUAUCGUCUUCUAUGACAGUGAAUACGAUGUGCGUGGGCUACGUGGGUUUCUGGACCAGGCAUCUCGGAUGGGUUUGGACGUGUCUCUCCAGCAGGUUGAUCGGAACGUGACAAAGGUCUUCUCCACCUUGUUUAGCACCAUGAGGAUGGAGGAGCUGAACCGUUACCGGGACACGCUCAGACGGGCCAUCCUGCUGCUCAGUCCCCGCACUGCACAGGUCUUCAUUCACCAGGCAGUCGAAACAAAUCUAGCAUCCAAAGAUAGUCACUGGGUGUAUGCCAAUGAGGAAGUGAGUGACACAGAGAUCAUGGAGCUCGUCCAUAGCGCUCUGGGCCGGAUGACUGUGAUCAGGCAGAUCUUCCCUUUAUGGAGAGACACCAACAUCCGUUGUAUGAGAAACAACCAUCGCAUCUCCUCGCUGCUCUGCGACCCACAGGAAGGGUACCUGCAGUCUCUGGAGGUGUCUAGUCUGUACCUGUACGACAGUGUGCUGAUGCUCGCCAAUGCCUUUUACCGAAAGUUAGAAGACAGAAAAUGGCACAGCAUGGCCAGUCUGAACUGUAUGAGGAAGUCAACCAAACCCUGGAAUGGAGGAUGGUCCAUGCUGGACACCAUCCAAAAGGGACGGAUAUCUGGGCUCACUGGGUUAAUGGACUUCCGUAGUAACGGAGCAAACUCUCACGUCCAGUUUGAGAUCCUGGGGACCAGUUACAGUGAGACGUUUGGAAAAGACGUGAAGCGACUUGCGACAUGGGACUCUGAUCGUGGACUGAAUGGUAGUCUGAGGGAGAACCGGGCUGAGCAAGGCAUGCAAGGAGUGACUCUGAAAGUGGUGACCUUAUUGGAGGAGCCAUUCAUAAUGGUGGCAGAAAACAUUCUUGGUCAGCCUCAAAGAUAUAAAGGAUUUUCCAUAGAUGUUCUGGAUGCCCUGGCCAAAGUACUGGGCUUUAAGUAUGAAAUGUAUCAGGUGGCUGACGAGAAAUAUGGAUCUCCUCAAGCCAACGGGUCAUGGAACGGAAUGAUUGGAGAGCUGAUCGGGAAGAGGGCAGAUGUGGCCAUUUCGGCCAUCACCAUCACUCCAGAGCGAGAAAACGUGGUUGACUUCAGCAAACGUUAUCUGGAUUAUUCCGUGGGAAUUCUGAUGACCAAAACAGAAGAGAGACUCAACAUCUUCUCCUUGCUGGCCCCAUUUGACCUGGCUGUGUGGGCCUGCAUCGCUGCUGCUAUUCCUGUGGUGGGUGUCAUGGUCUUUCUGCUCAGACGGGUGCAGUCUGUCCGUUCCCAGAAUCCUCCCGGGCCCCACCAGCCUGGGCCUACCACAUCAUUCCAAAGUGCCAUCUGGAUCGUCUAUGGAGCCUUUGUACAGCAAGGUGGUGAGUCCUUCAUGAGUUCAGUGGCUCUCAGGAUUGUAAUGGGAAGCUGGUGGCUAUUUACCCUAAUUGUCUGUUCGUCCUACACAGCCAAUCUGGCAGCCUACCUCACGGUUUCCCGCAUGGACAACACUGUUCGAACAUUCCAAGACCUUUCCAGGCAGGCAGACUUCAGCUAUGGAACAGUGCGAGAGUCUGCAGUGUUUGAGUAUUUCAGGGUGAAGGGCACAAACCCCCUGGAGCAAGACAGCACUUUUGCGGAGCUGUGGAGAACUAUCAAUAAAAAUCAGGGACAGGACAACUCUGUGACCUCUCCUGCUGAAGGCAUCCGCAAGGUUAAGAGGGAGUCAUAUGCCUUCCUAUGGGACAUGGCGGUCUUGGAGUAUGCGGCUCUGACCGAUGACGACUGUAUGCUUGUGGUCACAGGAAACAGCAUGAGCAGUAAAGGAUAUGGCUUGGCUUUGCAGCACGGCAGCCCCUAUAGAGACCUUUUCUCACAGAAGAUACUUGACUUGCAGGAGAAGGGAGACCUUGAUAUUCUAAAGCAGAAGUGGUGGCCACGAAAAGGGCGCUGUGACCUGGACAAGCAGACAGAACCCCAGCCGGAAGGCAGAGCCCUAAGAUUACACAGCUUUGCUGGGGUCUUCUGCAUCUUAGCUGCAGGGCUGCUGCUGGCCUGCCUUGUGGCCGCUCUGGAGUCUUGGUGCAACGGCCCACGUUGCCAGCGGGCACAACCCAAAGAGGACACUAAGGGCUGCGCUCUGGAGAUGGCAUCUGGGUCAUUGGCAUAUAAUGAAAUAGCAACUGCUACAGGAUGCACACGGGACGUUUGGCCAGAGAGAGAAAGAGACUGGGAAGACUCGCAGGCUUUUUACACAGGACAAAGAGGUGAAUCUGGAGCAGGUUCACCAUCGUUUGAGUGGGCUGAUGGAGGACGAUCUGGCACACAAACAGCUCACAGGUCAAUCUCUGGAGAUAUCUGCCCUGGACAUGGGCAGCAUGCGGCCACAGCCGGGGUCCCAGGAAGCCAUGAGAGAUUUUCCCCCUGGGGGCCUGUCCGUGACCUCCUUCCUCCAGGAGGGUCCUGGGGUCGGCCGCGUGCCCGGACGGAGCCUCCCCCUCCCUCUCAGCAGUUCCACUCUGCCGCCCUCCAUGCGUUGCAAACACCGGGCACCCAACGGAGGCCUUUUCCGCCAGAGCCCUGUAAAGACACCUAUGCCUCUCUCUUACCAGGCAGUGCCCGGGGGACCCAUCCCAGAAGCCAUUGAUCCAAGCCAUGGGACCUCGAUUUGAGCUGACCAAUCACCACAUUCUAAAGACUGCAAGCCAGCCAAUCACAAAUAUCGGGAAGUCUAGACCAGGUCUGGAUGCAUUUAUACAAUUACAUACUAUAAAAAGAAUAUUGAGAUCUUUUUUUUUUCCAGUACAGAUAAAUCAUAUAUGCCUGUGAGAAAAGAGACGCUGACUUUUCUUGACUGUACAUAUUUGUAUAUAAUGAGAGACAGCAGUGAAGUUAAAGUGUAUUUUGAAUAUUCAUGAUUUUUUUUUUUUUUUUUUUUUUAAGUUCAGUAAAACAAAAACAAAAAAAAAUAUUUACAUAAAAAUACAGACUGUUUGAAUGGCUUUGUAAAUUUUGAUCUAAAAUAAAAAUGAGAAUUCCUUGUGGAUGUUUUCUAAGUUGCCACGCUUAAAGAUUUUUGUUUUGGUGGGGGCGGGGGGGUUAUAAUAAUAAAAUGAAAGGAAAUAAAAGAAGCUUUACAGAAAAUGUAAUCAGUGAAAUUGCUGGUUUAUGGAGGCAUCCCUUGCAUAAUAUUUGAUCCCAAGGAGUAAGGUCAGUAUGCCAUUUCGAACUUGGCCCUAGAGUAUGUAUGGGCUGAAUCAGUCUUAGCCCUUGUCAGCUGUGUUUAAUGUGCUGUAUAAAUUAAACAGUAGACCACAGCAUAUGAGACACUAGUCUUUUAAUAAUAAAGUUGAGACCAGUAUGGUAGUGAUUUUGGAAAUGUUAAGAGGAAAAGCA
Molecule: messenger RNA, 4062 nt
Organism: Myxocyprinus asiaticus (Chinese sucker)
Lineage: Eukaryota; Metazoa; Chordata; Actinopteri; Cypriniformes; Catostomidae
Product: glutamate receptor ionotropic, delta-1-like
Exons: 17
Coding region: 182-3313 (1043 amino acids)
Biological process (GO): modulation of chemical synaptic transmission; monoatomic ion transport; synaptic transmission, glutamatergic
Cellular component (GO): plasma membrane; postsynaptic membrane
Molecular function (GO): glutamate-gated receptor activity; transmitter-gated monoatomic ion channel activity involved in regulation of postsynaptic membrane potential
Source: RefSeq, a predicted model, not a curated record